Molecule: messenger RNA, 1312 nt
Organism: Phalaenopsis equestris
Lineage: Eukaryota; Viridiplantae; Streptophyta; Magnoliopsida; Asparagales; Orchidaceae
Source: RefSeq, a predicted model, not a curated record
GUGACUUCCUAUGACACUGGGCAACAACUAGCACUCCAAAUCAUUAAUUUCAGCACAUUGCAGCACUCCAAAUAAUUAAUUUCAGCACAUCGCAACACUCCUACAGCACUAUACAGUGAUUGACAACUUCAAACAGCAUUUUGAAAGAUCAAACAACACUUAUACAACAACUUGGACACUUCCUACAACCUCCUACAGCAAUCGCCAACUUCAAACAGCAAUCUGGACAUUUCCUACAGCCUCCUACAGCAAUCGGCGACUCCAAACAGUGCUCAUAUUAGCCCAAGACAACACUUUGAAACAACUCCCAAAUCAGCUAUUUUAAAAGCUUCAAACAGUACUUUAAAAGCUCAAAGAUGGCACAUAAAACAAGUUGAAACAUCUUUUUAAAAGCUCAAAGGCAGCACUUGAAACAACUCCAAGCAGCGAAAGUGUAAGACAAAGAAUAGUAAAAAAACACAACAAGCUAGAAUGACCUCCUGAUCCUUCUUCAAGGAAAUAAAUCUAGCUAAUGCAACAACAACAGUCUUCUGAUCAGACACUUCAACCACUUCCUGUAGGGAUACAAUAACAGACAAGCUAUUGACGAUAUAAACAGGUGUGUGGCAUUAAACUUGCACAUGUCUUCCCCAUAUAGACCUAAAAUUAUUUGCUCUAUGAAUGUUUCAAAUCAUAAUAAACCUUAAAGAAGUGCAACUCAUAAAUAAUCCUCAAAAAUAAAAACAGUACAAUUCAUAAUCGUGACGGCAAAAGGUCAGCAAUAACACAUCACAGAAUAUUAAAAAAAUAUAGCAUAAGAGAUAUGAAUUUACUGGGCUUACUUGCUAUCAGAUUCAUGGAGGAAAACAUUGAGGGCUUGAAGUGUCGUCAGAGGAAGAGGGAGUUCGGUUGAACACGAGUCCCGUCGCACAGAGGAGAAGCGAGCGGGCUCUGUCGAGUGAUAUGGAGCAGAAGCAGGAGCAGGCGUUUCUUCGGCGCAGAGAGGAUGGCGAGUGCGGCUGCGGCUUCGGUGCGAGAGACAGAGGCAGGGAGGAGGGAUCGAGCUGGCGGCGGCUUCGAUGCGGGGGUCUCGGACGGGAUUCCUCGGCACAGCAAGGAAUCGAGCGAGGGAGAUGAGCAAGAGCGAUCGUGCGGGCAGGGAGGCGAGUCGAGCAGCGUCGUUUGCGCAGGAGCGGGAGCUUCGUCUUUCCCUGUAGAGCGAGCUCGAGCAGAGAAGCCUCGGGUUGGCGAGCGAAGGAAGAUGAGUCGGGGCUUCGGAGAGGCAGAGGAAGAAGGGGCGUACGGGAUCGAGCAGAUCUGCGGCUUCGAUGCA